Quercus lobata is the source of this 1086-nucleotide messenger RNA. RefSeq lists its product as uncharacterized. The transcript has a single exon. The record is from RefSeq and is a predicted model, not a curated record. Lineage: Eukaryota; Viridiplantae; Streptophyta; Magnoliopsida; Fagales; Fagaceae. Bases 1 to 1086 code for a protein of 361 amino acids.
AUGGAAUCCAGUACAAAUCCAGAUCCUGCUGCGCUGGCCCUACAAAUCCAGUCGCUGUCAGCAACCGUGGAAGAACUCACAAGACAGAACCAAGAGAUGAAGCAACAACUGCUGCAGGAAAGCAAUCGCGCAGAUAGGGGAGACGACGAAGACAGCAACAGAAGGCGAACCAGCACUCCGAAGGAAGCAAGCUCGGAUCUUUUGAGAGAGAUGAGGAAAGAGAUGGACGAACUAAGAAACGCCAUAAAAGGAAAGACGGACCAAAGCUUGGAGAGAAUCGUCCGGAAGACGGAUUCGCCCUUUACCAUAGCCGUCCAGGAGUGCCCUGUACCCUCCAAGUUUCGUCUACCCCAGCUGGAACCUUUCGACGGGCUAAAAGACCCCUUGGAUCACCUGAAUACCUUCAGGAUGACCCUAGGCCUCCAACAGCCGCCUGAUGAGAUCUUGUGUCGCUCAUUCCCUACGACCCUCAAAAAAGCAGCCAGGGAAUGGUUCAACAAGUUGCCAACAUCGUCCAUUGACAAUUUCGAGCAGUUGAGCAGUUCCUUUGUCCGUCAUUUCGUAGGAGGACAGCGACCGAAGAGAACUGCCGACCACCUGCUUACCAUCAGACAAGGAGAGAAGGAACCACUGAGGUCUUACGUGACACGCUUCACCCGAGGAAUGCUGGAAAUAGACGAGACAGAUGACAAGGUACAUCUCACGACCUUCAAAGCAGGAUUGAAGUCCAGGGAUUUUGUGGCAUCCUUGGCAAAGAACCCCCCUAAGACGAUGGCCGAGGCACUGUUGAAAGCUCAGAAGUACAUGAACGCGGAAGAAGCCCUGGCAGCUAUUGACGGAGUAGAUAAGAGUAGGGAAAAGAAGAAAGAAAAGGAGGACGAUCGAAGAGGGCUAAAACGGGAUCGGGCUGACAGACGGAAUGACGAUGGAAAUCGAAGGAGAGAGGACAAAAACCCUCAUCCAUCAAAGUUCACCCCGCUGGUGAUGCCAGUAGAUCAAAUUCUAACAGAAAUAAGGGACGAACCAUCCCUAAAGUGGCCAAAACCACUCCAUUCAGCACCUGGAUUGCGCGACAAGAGGAAAUAA